Meloidogyne enterolobii is the source of this 354-nucleotide messenger RNA. Lineage: Eukaryota; Metazoa; Nematoda; Chromadorea; Rhabditida; Meloidogynidae. The record is from the annotation of a GenBank genome assembly.
AUGCCUGUUUAUGCUGAACAAGCGUUUAGCGCCAAUCUUAUGUUGGCAAUGGGACAUGCACCCGUUAUUAAUAAAUUUACUUUAACUGAAGAAAGUGUUUAUAAAACAAUUGAUGGGAUAUUAUCAAAACCAGAAAAACAACAAAAAUCCAAAAAAUUAAAAGAAAUAUUCCUUGAUAGACAAAUACCAAGUAUGGAAGAAGGCAUAUUUGCUGCAGAAAGAUUGUUAAGAAUUGAUAGUGAUUAUUGGAGAAAAUAUACACAAAGAAUGGGGAUGAAAUUAAAUUUGGUAAAAUUUGUUUAUUUUGAUUUUAUUUUGUUUGUUUUUUGUUUUGCUUUAAUUUUGUGUUUUUAA